Gracilinanus agilis (Agile Gracile Mouse Opossum) is the source of this 4224-nucleotide messenger RNA. It is a transcript of the gene APOLD1, whose product is annotated as apolipoprotein L domain containing 1. Bases 48 to 797 code for a protein of 249 amino acids. The transcript has 2 exons. Gene Ontology annotation, cellular component: membrane; extracellular region. Gene Ontology annotation, molecular function: lipid binding. The record is from RefSeq and is a predicted model, not a curated record. Gene Ontology annotation, biological process: lipoprotein metabolic process; lipid transport. Lineage: Eukaryota; Metazoa; Chordata; Mammalia; Didelphimorphia; Didelphidae.
CCAAGAUUUUUCCUUUUUGGAGACACCCAGAAGUGAAGGAAGGAGUCAUGGAAAGGCUCCUUGUCCCCUCCCCGCAAACUGCGGACUCCCUUCGGCGUUUCCAGGUGCUGUUGCUGGACAGAAAGGGCAGACUGCACGGUCAGAUCCGGAGCCUUCGGGACAUUGUCCGGAAGAUUGAAAAACUGCGCAAGCGGUCUCUGCUGGCUAACAUCGCGGGCAGUUCCCUGAGUGCAGCUGGAGCCGUCACCGCCAUUGUGGGGCUGUCCUUGAGUCCCAUCACCCUGGGGACCUCUCUUCUGGCCUCCGCAGUGGGGCUGGGUGUGGCCACAGCAGGAGGGGCAGUUACCAUCACUUCCGAUUUGUCCCUGGUGUUUUGCAACUCCCGAGAGCUGAGGAGAGUGCAGGACAUCGCUGCAGUUUGCCAAGACCAGAUGAGGGAAAUACUAGGGUGCCUGGAUUUCUUUUGCCGGGGGCAGGGCUGUCUGGACUGCCAACUUCUCCAGUCUGGGAAGAAGGCUUCCAUUGCGCUAUACAAUUCAGUCUAUUUUAUUGUGUUCUUCGGGUCACGUGGCUUCCUCAUCCCCAGGCACGCAGAGGGGGCCACCAAGGUUAGCCAGGCGGUACUGAAGGCCAAGAUUCAGAAGCUGGCGGAGAGCCUGGAGUCCUGUACCACUGCCCUGGAGGAACUCAGUCAGCAGCUGGAAUCUAGAGUACAGCUCUAUGCAAAAACCAAACAUGGAAACCCCUGUUUGGACUCAAAGGAUUCUCUGGACAAAUAUGGAGGGAUGAUUUUUUGAGAGCAAGGAUAUUCCCCCAGAGACUGAGACUUGGAGCUGGAUUGGAAUGGACAGUGGUACACACAAAAUGGGAAAAAAAAACCUAAGGCAACAAACCCAGCUUCUUCCUGUAAAAGGCAUGCCUGCUUUGGGUAUGCAUGGGAUUUCUGAGAUCCUGUCCAGCUCUGAGAUUUUUACGAGGAUGUGACUUGAAAUGGGUGGGUCCUCGGAGCCCUUCUUUUCUCACCAAUGUGAUAUCCUGUGACUGAAAGGACUGGGAUUUCGUGCUGGGGACUUUUCCCAUGUAGCAACAGUAGCAUGUGUGAAUGGUAAUACUAAUGUGUUCUGUGCCAGCAAAAUGUUUUCCUGCCAGCAUCAAGUUUUCCAGUCACCAAUGCCAGGGAAAGGCUAGUUAAAUAGUCUUCUCUAAGUAUCCAGUGGUUGAAUGGGCACCUUGUAGAGUUAUCAGAUUUUCAAGAUGGCCUCCGUUCUGCUUUGAGGGAGCAGUUUGAGACCAAAGAGAGUUUCAAGAGACUUCUUUUCGAUUUGAGCCCAAAGUGAUCAAAAGACCCCCCAAAGAUGGCUUAGGGAGUAAGGCAGAUGCUUCUGAUUUCAAGGAGAUCUAGAAUAAAAGUCCAGUUACAGAGACCAAAAAGAUGUUUUUCUGCCUCCUCUCAAUGACCAUUGUCCCCACUCCCCAAACAACAAAAAUGUCUGGUUCAGAAUUCAAGGAAGGUACCUGGAACUUACCUGAUCCUCUAUGUUCCCCAGCUUGCUCUGUUUAAGGAUUCAUCCUGGGUUUAGAGAGGACCACUUGAGGUGGCUGCAUAGUAAAAUGACCUAUCCUGAUCUAAUGAUUUCAUGGAUUUCCAAAGCUAAUACUCAGUGUGAAGUCCAGGGUAUCCUCCCUUCCUGCUACUUGUUUAUGCCAGGUGGCAAGCUCAAAGGCAGUUAGCAUCCCUGGAGAUAAUAGAAAAGAUUAGAUAACUGGGAAAGGAUGAAGGGAAGCGAUGAUUCCUCAAAAAUUCCCUAUUUUAUUAACUAAAGAAUGUGACACAUUCUAGCCUUUAGAGGUCAGUGUUGUCUAUACAUUAUAGAAACUGGUACAUCAAAGAAUGUAGCUUUACUGAGAAACUAACCUUUCUACCUUUUAUUUCAACACCCAUGAGGUAUUUUAUUUAUUUAUUUAAAUUCUAUUUUAUUGCCUUGUAUUAUAUAAAUUGAAUUUUAUAUAAUUUGCAUAUUUUAAUAAUCACAGGAAAAUAAAUUUGGGAAAUGUUGGCCGCCAUCAUCAGCUUCAUUUCCAAGGGCUAAAGUACAGUCUGCAAAGGCUUCUGCAAAGUGGAUAAGAGAUAAGCAAAUGGUUGCUUGAGGUGGCAUCACUCCCUUUAAGGAGUUCCUUUUUGAUCUGUGAGGAACAAUUCCUUUUUCGAAGUUUCUGUUAAGUAGGUAAAGUAAAUGAAAGAAAGAUCAAACAGUCUUCAAGAGUAAGGUAAUAUAUUUCUUAUUAUGUAAAUGAUUAAAAUAUAUGCUUACCUUUAAGGUACAUAUACCAACAGAUAAAACUUGACCUAGAAAGAGAAUAGUGUAAGAGAGGAGGUGUAUGAAACAAGCAUUUACACGCAGAGAGCCUUGUGUCCUAUGAAGUCGUGUCUUGUGAAUGAUGGACAAUGGUUGGUGAGGUUGUAGUAAUGUGUCUUGGUUUCAUUUGUUAUAGGUACAAGAAAUUGCUUUUUUUCCCCCUUGGUGGUUAGUUAGCCUUAAGAAAAUGCUUAAAGUCUCUCGAAUUGUCCUUCCUAUUAUUGUAACCAAGGACCAAAGAAAGAUUCCAAAAUAUUAGGAUCUACAAAGAAAUUGCCUGCCAAUGAUGGCAGUGAGCUUGAGGAAGUGCAGUUUCAGAACUUUGGGGUAUAUUUCCUUUGAACAACGCUUAAUAUUGAAUUAGAUUCUAUCAAUAACUAAAUUAUAUUUUGGACACUGUUGGAAACUGUAUCAGUCUUUCCUUUCUACUAAUUUACAUUUAGUGCAUUGAAAUUGUAAUGUUGAAUUGCAACUUGUAGGAUCAAUUUAUAAAACAGGAAUAGUAUCUGUCCUGCAAUAAUGCUAUGAACACGGUAGGGAUUCAGUAAAUGUUAUCGAAUGAGUAAAUAGCUUAAUAACUUAGGCAAUAAGAAUAUCUGGCUUAUGUGCCAAUGGGGACUUGGUAGGGAAAGAAGAUCAUCAGCUUUCCCUAGGUAAUUAUUAUUUCAAAACUUGGAAGCUCUUUAGGGCAUUAGGCAAUUCAUCCUUAGUCAAAUAUAGCUAAAUAUUAAUUCUAGGGAGCAAUAAUAGUUCAUAGGAAAAUACAGAAUUAUUAUUUUUUUGGUAAGUCUUCAUUCUGUCGGAAAUAAGGUGUAAAAUGAAGUGUUAUGGAAGGGAGAAGGGAAAGAAAUCCUUAGAUAAAAGGAUCAAGAAAAAAUGUAUCUUUCAAAAAUAAACUUGUUAAAAACAAACAUGCUGAAUGUUCAAGUGAUUUUUCUAGUUAUUUUUCCUAGUAUUUUUCCUGUUCUUAAAGCUUCAUUGGAAAAGACUCUUCUGUUGGGAGAGAUUGAAGGCAAAAAGAUAAAGGGGAUGGCAAAGGAUGAGAUGGAUAAUGUCAUGAAAACAAUGAACAUGAAGUUGGACAGACUUUGAGAUAUGGUGGAGGAUAGAAGGGCCUGGUGUGCUAUGGUCCAUUGGGUUACGAGGAGUCAGACGUGACUAAACCAGCAAACAAUAACAAAUACUGAAAGCAUUUGAAUUUGUUGUGUUUCAAAAUGAUGAGAUCUAACUUUUGAUUCUUCUUUGUAGUGUUUCACCAAGACUAUAUCUUAUUCUGUUUUUAAAAAAAUGGAAAAUAUACCGCAUGUGAUCCAAACUACUAGACUGAAGGUGCAUUAGAGCAGAGAUAGUACUUAGAAUAGUACAUAUAUUAAAUCUCCACUUAUAUGGGAAUCAGAUUUCAGGAACGGCAACCCUUUAGAACACUGUAGAGAACUGAGUAUGGGAAAAAGGACUCUAAGUAAAUAAAUUGACAUCUAAAAGUUCACUAAAGUUGAGAUUUGAGGGAUGUUUUCCAGUCUUGACUCAAAUAAAAUUAGGAUUUUAAAUAAACAUUGGGACAUUCUGGCCCAAAGUAUGAAAACAUUAAGUUUAAACGUGAUAGCAGCUGAAGGCAAAAGGAGACAUGUGUGAUUCCUCAUUGACAACAGUGAUAGUGAAACCUGCAGUCUGACCAUAAAGGAACAGAUAAAAAAAAUACAAAAUUGGAGAUAAAAAUUAAGAGCACAGCAAUUUGGGGUCAUUUAAUAAAAUGGUAAAUGGCUCUUUUCUUUAAAAACCUUUGGGCUUAUUAGUAAUUGGUGUUCACAAUAGUGACCUUAUUUAAAGGUCACUUAAAAAGUCAUUAAAAAAAAAGAUUAAGUUGCAU